AUGCUACGACGUCAAAAACGUAAGCUUGACAUUGUCAAUAUAGUUGCAGAAGAAGAUGAAUGGGCCACAUCCGUCGAUCUCAUUGACGACACCAUGGCAUCGAUCCAAUUGCUGUUAAACCGCAAUGCCAAUGGAUAUGCGUCUCUGAGCUUACCUCCUUUAAUAGUCUGGCACCAACUGUAUUCCAUUUUACCCAACCGGACCUUUGUCGACCAAAAUGUACAUCGACUCCGAACCAGAGGCCAAUUGAUAACGUUCAAGAUUCCUUCAGGGAUAGAUGACGUAGCAAUUCUACGUACAGAGGACUAUAUUGCUGAGGUGGACAAGUACGAGAAUGUAUUUCGUGAGCAGUUACGCCAACACCCACAAGAUAAUGCUAUCUCGUGCAAGUUGAAUGCCAUAAUUUCGUUCAAACAAGUACUGGCGUCAAUCACAUCGCUAUCAACUGCUCCACUGAAAGUCUUGAUAUCGACAUUGAGUAAGAGCGGGAGCUUUACGGACGACCAGGAAAUCCGAGCUGUAGUGGGGCAAAUUCAACGGCUUGGGUUUUUGCUGCCGACGACUCGGUUGGAUGACGAGGCAUAUUUCUUCUCUGUGCCAGGGAUAGGAAAACUCAUAUCUGCGAUCAAGAAGACGCGUAUGCUCAUUCUAAGCACACUGAAGCGCGCAAAGUACAAAGAGAUGCAAGAGCAGCAGUUGCAAAAAGUCAAGCUGAGGCACUCGCGUUUUCAGCUGGAGUUUCAUCUGGCCGAUAUGGACGGCUGUGGGUUGAUUCGGCGGACCAGAGUGACGUCGGGCGUCUUGGUCUCGCUGGCUGACAAGUAA
Messenger RNA from Peronospora farinosa, 825 nucleotides. Lineage: Eukaryota; Oomycota; Peronosporomycetes; Peronosporales; Peronosporaceae. The record is from the annotation of a GenBank genome assembly.